This is a messenger RNA of Meleagris gallopavo (turkey), 597 nucleotides long. NCBI's taxonomy places the organism in Eukaryota, Metazoa, Chordata, Aves, Galliformes, Phasianidae. The record is from RefSeq and is a predicted model, not a curated record.
CUGCGGGUGCUGUCCCCGCCGGCGGCGGCGUCGGGUCCGGGUCCGGGCUCGAGCUCGGGCUCGGGGUCCGUCGCGGGCGCGUGGAGCUGGGCGGGCGUGGAGCUGGCGCCGCGGUCGGCGGAGCCCGGCGCGCUGGUGGCCAAGGUGGUGGCGGUGGACGCGGACGCGGGGCAGAACGCGUGGCUGUCGUACGAGCUGGCCAAGGCGACGGAGCCGGGGCUGUUCCGCGUGGGGCUGCACAGCGGCGAAGUGCGCACGGCGCGCUCGCCGCUGGCCCGCGACGCGGCCCGGCACAGCCUGGUGGUGGUGGUGAAGGACCGCGGGCGGCCGGCGCUGUCGGCCACGGCCACGCUGACGGUGGUGCUGGCCGAGAGCGUGGCCGAGCUGCUGUCGGAGCUGGGCAGCGCGGCGGCGCCGGCCGAGCCCGCGGGCGGCCUGACGCGCUGGCUGGUGCUGGCCGUGGCGGCCGUGUCGUGCCUCUUCGUCGCCUUGCUGCUGCUGCUGCUGGCGCUGCGCCUGCGCCGCUGGCGCUUUUCGCGGCCGCCUCGGCCGCCGUCGGCCGGCGGCGCCUGGCGCGGCGUCCCGGCCUCGCACUUC